Lasiodiplodia theobromae is the source of this 456-nucleotide messenger RNA. RefSeq names its product CAMP-regulated phosphoprotein family protein. The record is from RefSeq and is a predicted model, not a curated record. Gene Ontology annotation, cellular component: cytoplasm. Gene Ontology annotation, molecular function: protein phosphatase inhibitor activity. Bases 1 to 456 code for a protein of 151 amino acids. NCBI's taxonomy places the organism in Eukaryota, Fungi, Ascomycota, Dothideomycetes, Botryosphaeriales, Botryosphaeriaceae. The transcript has 3 exons.
AUGAAUCCCCACCAGAAGAACAAGGUCGAUAUCAGCUCACUGUCGGCCGAGGAGCAGCGCCUUUUCAGGCUCUAUGGCAAGCUGCCGAACCGAAAGGACCUGCUGCAGAACAAACUCAAGGAGCGCAAGUACUUCGAUAGUGGAGACUACGCCCUCUCCAAGGCCGGCAAGGCAGACGACGUCGGCGUCACGCAGAUCGGCCGCGAGCACCCCGUUCCUGAGAACAUCCCGCACAGCUCGUCGCCGCAUGCUGGCAACGGUGGCAUCAACCUGCCAGCUCCUCACCACGCCAACGGCCAAGGCACCAGUCCGGUCAAGGAUAACAGCUUCAUCCACCGCGAGACGAGCCUCAACCGCGAGACCAGCGUAGAUGACGAGGAGAUGGAGGGCGCCAAAGAUGGCCUCGAGGCCAAGGCCGAGGAGGAGGGAAAGGCCGUCCCCAUCCGCCAGUCGUGA